AUGUUGACGUCCGCCGCGCGCUCUCACGCCCUGAGAAACAGCCUCCGACGCAUCACGACGCCAGCGCUUCCCCUCGCCAUGCCCCCAACCAAGAGAAACAGCAGCUCCCUGCCUCCGGGCUACGCCGAGGACAAGUCCAAGGGUGCCAUGCUGCGGUUCCAGGACUCCCUGCCUCGCCUGCCUGUCCCUACGCUCGAGGAGACGGCGAAGCGAUACCUCAAAUCCCUUCAUCCUCUCCUCUCUCCGGCCGAGUUCGAGACCAGCAAGGCUGCCGUCGCCGAGUUCGUUAAGCCCGGCGGUGUUGGUCAUCGCCUUCAGGACAAGCUUGUCGCGCGUCGCGAGGACCCUGCGACCAAGAAUUGGAUCUACGAGUGGUGGAAUGACGCGGCCUACCUUGCGUAUCGCGACCCGGUCGUUCCCUACGUCAGCUACUUUUAUUCCCAUCGUGACGAUCGCGCACGUCGUGAACCGGCCAAGCGCGCCGCCGCCAUCACCGCGGCCGUGCUCGAAUUCAAGAAGCUCGUCGACGCCGGCGCUCUCGAGCCCGAGUACAUGAAGAAGCUGCCCAUCUGCAUGGACAGCUACAAGUGGAUGUUCAACGCCUCUCGCGUCGCCGCUCGGCCCGCCGACCACCCUGUCAAGUUCUCUGCUGAGGGCCACCAACACAUCGUUGCCAUUCGCCGAAAUCAGUUUUUCAAGAUCGACCAUCACGUUGGUGGCAAGCAGCUCAAUGCUUCUGAGCUUGAACGCCAGUUCGAACGCGUCUAUGCUCUCGCUGCCCAGCGCGUGGCCCCCGUCGGCGCCCUUACUUCCGAAAACCGUGACGUCUGGGCCGAUGCUCGCGUCGCUCUGCUCGAGGCUAGCCCUCGCAACAAGGGUCUUCUCGAGGCCAUUGAGUCGGCUUCCUUCGUCGUCUGCCUGGACGACGCCAAGCCUGUCACUCUUGAGGAGCGGGCCCACCAGUAUUGGCAUGGCGACGGUGCCAAUCGCUGGUACGACAAGCCCCUGCAGUUCAUUGUCAACGACAAUGGCACCUCUGGCUUCAUGGGCGAGCACUCCAUGAUGGACGGCACGCCCACCCAUCGACUCAACGACUACAUCAACGACCUCAUCUUUGGCAACAAAAUUGAUCUGUCCGACCCUGCCGUCCGCUCUGACUUGCCCGAGCCACAGCUGCUGCAAUUCGAUAUCACACCUCAGGUCCAGGCCGACAUUGAUCGCGCCGUCGCCGACUUCCACCGGGUCAUCUCUCAGCACCAGCUCGCCGUCCAGGCCUACCAGGGCUACGGCAAGGGCCUCAUCAAGAAGUUCAAGUGCUCGCCCGAUGCCUAUGUCCAAAUGAUUAUUCAGCUCGCGUAUUACAAGAUGUAUGGCAAGAGCCGUCCCACCUACGAGUCAGCAGCCACGCGCCGUUUCCAGCUCGGCCGCACUGAAACGUGCCGCACCGUGUCUGACGAAUCAGUCGCCUGGUGCUCCGCUAUGGCUGAUGCUGCGCUCGACGAUGCCACCCGCGUCGACCGCUUCCGCAAGGCUAUCAAUGCCCACCUUGAAUACAUCACCGCGGCGUCCGACGGUAAGGGCGUCGACCGCCACCUGUUUGGCCUCAAGAAACUCCUUGAGCCUGGUGAAGAUGUUCCCGCCAUUUACAAGGAUCCGGCCUACGGCUACUCGGGCUCCUGGUAUCUGUCUACUUCGCAGCUCAGCUCCGAGUUCUUCAACGGCUACGGCUGGAGCCAGGUUAUUGACGGCGGGUUUGGCAUCGCCUACAUGAUCAAUGAGAACAGCAUCAAUUUUAAUGUCGUUUCCAAGGGCCUCGGCAGCGACCGCAUGAGCUACUAUCUCAACGAGGCUGCGGGCGAAAUGCGCGAUCUCCUCCUGCCAACUCUAGAGUCGCCCAAGGCCAAGCUGUAG
Purpureocillium lilacinum is the source of this 1911-nucleotide messenger RNA. Its product is annotated as carnitine O-acetyltransferase mitochondrial. The record is from RefSeq and is a predicted model, not a curated record. NCBI's taxonomy places the organism in Eukaryota, Fungi, Ascomycota, Sordariomycetes, Hypocreales, Ophiocordycipitaceae. Gene Ontology annotation, molecular function: carnitine O-acetyltransferase activity. Gene Ontology annotation, biological process: carnitine metabolic process. Gene Ontology annotation, cellular component: peroxisome; mitochondrion.